This is a messenger RNA of Vicia faba (fava bean), 537 nucleotides long. NCBI's taxonomy places the organism in Eukaryota, Viridiplantae, Streptophyta, Magnoliopsida, Fabales, Fabaceae. The record is from the annotation of a GenBank genome assembly.
AUGAGUACUCUUCAAAGAAAUAAGCAUAUAUCUGAUGCAGCAGAUAGUAUUUCAGCUGAUUCAUUCUCUUUUGCUGGCCUUGUUUCUAUUCAAGACCAACAACAUCAAAAUAACCAUGCAGCAUCUAAGCCAAACCCAGAUUUUGAAUUUUCCACUAUUAAAGCAGAAUUAUAUUCUACUGCUGCUAAUCCAUUCAAGAUCACACCUGCUGAUAUGUUGAUUUCUAAUGGACAAAUUAAGCCGCAUGCAAUUGCUUUUCAACCAAACAAAUCUUUCUUCACAAAUCCCCCACUUUCCCUAAGAUCGUUGCUAGAAAUUGAUAUUCAACAGCAUAACAGCAGAGAAACCGGCAGCAGAGCAAGGAAAUAUCAUGAACAACUUGUCAAAGCAAGAAACUAUAAAAACAAGGAAAAAACUGUCACAAAAACAUGGUUUGGCCAGAAAGUAUUCAUGUCUUUCAUAUCACCUUGCAGGAAAUGCGAAGCCCUGCAGCCAGGAUCUGUUAAAGGACAAACUGUUCCACAAGAAAGGUACUAG